GAAACACAAAAAUACUGCGGCGUUUUCCGUGAGGUUCCGUGAGAUUGGACUUUGCAGGACCUGCAGUAUCCUUCCUUGUUGUACUGCCUUCGCUAGUAAACCCCCCCUCCGGGAAAAUGUGCUCCCACUAGUGCCGUGAUUUUCCCGUUACGCAAGCACGUGAACGGAAAACGUGGUGUUGUCGGUCAUAAAGGAAGGGUGGCCACCCCUUCAGUGAUACCGUCGGGUGGAGAAGAUAACAAACGCAGUCGCCGGUCGACAUGCAUUCGUUUUUGGAAUACCUCAAGAGCCCGGAGCUGGUGGUGAAGGUGCAGGAGUUUUUCGGAAUCGUUUACGAGCGGAACCAACACAAGAAGGCAACAUCGAUCUCGAACGGAGGAACGGCCGGAUCGUCGUCGCCACGAAAUGGUACCACAAAAAAAGGGUCGAUGGCUAACGGUAACUCGCCCUCCGUGACUCACACCGCCACCGACAAGAAGAUCGAUGACAAUGAUAAUGCUUAUCGUGUGACGAAUUACUUCUGGUAUGUGCUGUUUAUCGUCGGCACCGAGCUGGGGGACGAGAUCUUCUACGCCACGUUCAUCCCUUUUUGGUUCUGGAACAUCGACAGUGCGGUCGGCCGGCGCGUUGUCAUGGUUUGGUCAGCGAUUAUGUAUGUCGGCCAAAGUCUUAAGGACGUUAUCCGGUGGCCACGGCCAUCGUAUCCGGUGACGAGAUUACAGAAAAAAUGGGGCCUUGAGUACGGAAUGCCCUCGACGCAUGCGAUGGUCGCAGUAGCCAUACCGUUUUCCGUGCUAAUCUAUACCUAUAACCGGUACAUCUACUCGCUACCGAUCGGGUUGGCCAUUGCCCUGGUAUGGUGUACGGUCAUCUGUGUCAGCCGCGUGUACCUUGGAAUGCACAGCGUUCUGGACAUUAUCGCUGGAUUAGUGCUGGUCAUUUUGCUUAUGAUACCCCUGAUACCGUUGGUGGAUCGAUUGGAUACCAUUAUCGUCACCUCUCGCUGGUCUCCCUUGCUGGUGCUGACCAUAUCCAUACUGUUGAUUGUGUUUUAUCCCGAUUCCGGUAAAUGGACACCAACGAGGGGAGACACAGCACUGACUGUGAGCGUUUGUGCUGGUAUCGAGAUUGGUGCCUGGUUGCAUUAUCAUUUGGGCGAGUUCCAGCAACCGGCACAUCCACCUCCUUUCGAAAUCAUCUGGCCUUCUUACAAUCAACUCGGACUGCUGCUGCUCCGUACUGUACUCGGUCUUUGUUGUAUCGUCGCUUCGCGUGCCUUUGCCAAAUCGGUAUCGUACGCGUUCGUUUGUUUUUUGCUUGGCGCAGAGAAAAAUGAGCUCCGGCAGUCAGAGAAUACGCUCGAGAAUAAGAACAAAAUCAUCGUUGAGCUAUCGUACAAACUGUUCACGUACGGUGUGAUCGGUUUCAACACGCAGUAUCUACUGCCGAGUGUGUUCAAGCUGCUCAACAUUGGCCGACCUGAUUUUUACACCGAAAUCUAGUGCCAGUUAGAUUCUGCACCGACUUCUCUUUCGCUCACCGAAGAGAUCUGAUUGAGCAAUCGCUUAAAGCACACCCCGUACAUUCCAUCCAUCACACUGUUCCGCGCGCCGGUGCGCCUAUUGUAGUUUGUAAGAAAGCAUUAUCACUAUUCUCUUCCAGCCGGCAAUCGCAAUCCGAUACCAACGGGACGGUACCGAUUUUGCAAAGUGGCUAUCGAAACAAAUCAACUUUUUUCCUUCUCCACUAGCUUAUGAU
Anopheles aquasalis is the source of this 1758-nucleotide messenger RNA. RefSeq names its product sphingosine-1-phosphate phosphatase 1-like. Gene Ontology annotation, cellular component: endoplasmic reticulum membrane. Gene Ontology annotation, molecular function: sphingosine-1-phosphate phosphatase activity. The record is from RefSeq and is a predicted model, not a curated record. Lineage: Eukaryota; Metazoa; Arthropoda; Insecta; Diptera; Culicidae. Gene Ontology annotation, biological process: sphingosine metabolic process.